Molecule: messenger RNA, 1623 nt
Organism: Penicillium atrosanguineum
Lineage: Eukaryota; Fungi; Ascomycota; Eurotiomycetes; Eurotiales; Aspergillaceae
Product: putative MFS myo-inositol transporter
Exons: 3
Coding region: 1-1623 (540 amino acids)
Biological process (GO): transmembrane transport
Cellular component (GO): membrane
Molecular function (GO): myo-inositol:proton symporter activity
Source: RefSeq, a predicted model, not a curated record
AUGAUGAGGGAGGAGCCGGAUCAUUCCGGCCCCCACGCCCCUUUACUUGCCUCGGCCGACACACCCCCGGUGCAAGACCACGAUGACCAAGCUCUAGCGUCCGAGCUGAACUAUUCCGGUGGAUGGUUCAUAUGGAUCCUAACAUUCUCCGCGGGUAUCAGCGGACUUUUGUUUGGUUACGACACUGGCGUCAUAUCCUCUACCCUCGUGACCAUUGGCUCAGAUCUGUCCAGUCGUCCACUGGACACCCUUGAUGAAAGCCUCAUUACAUCCUGUACGAGCUUGUUUGCGUUGGUGGCCAGCCCCUUCACCGGGGUCCUGGCUGACAAGUGCGGCCGGCGGCGUGUUAUCCUUGUUGCAGAUGCCCUUUUUGCUCUAGGCGCAUUAAUACAAGCCUCCACGAGUAAUGUGUGGGGCAUGAUAUUAGGGCGCAGUAUCGUUGGGCUGGCUGUUGGAAGUGCUAGUGCCGUGACUCCACUGUACAUUUCGGAGAUCGCACCAUCGCAUGCAAGAGGACGGCUCGUCACAAUCAUGUGCCUGCUGAUCACUGGAGGUCAAGUCGUAGCAUAUAUUGUCGGUUGGCUGUUUUCCGAGACCUCCGGCGGAUGGCGUUGGAUGGUGGGACUCGGGAUGGCCCCGGCAUUUCUACAAUUUGCCUUUCUUCUCAUCCUGCCAGAAACACCCCGCUGGCUGGUGCAGGCAGGUUUCGAUUCCCGAGCCAUGAACGUCCUGGGUCAGAUCUAUCAAGACUGUCCCGACCGUGACCGCGUUGUGGCUCAGGUCAUGCGCAAUAUCAGAGGUGAAAUUAUCCAGGAGGCGUUGGAGAUGGACCAGAUGAAUGCUCCUGGUACGAAAUCACAGUGGCUACAUGAUGCCUCGCAGCGUGCACAUGAUCUCUUUUAUGAUGGUGGCAACAGGAGGGCCCUGAUAAUAGCCAUGAUGCUCCAGGGGCUUCAGCAGCUCUGUGGAUUCAACAGCCUGAUGUACUUCUCAGGCAUCAUCUUUACGUCGCUCUCGUUUUCCUCGCCGACAUUGACUUCUCUGACGGUCGCAGUGACGAACUUCACCUUCACCCUCCUUGCAUUUUGGCUAAUCGAUAGGGUUGGAAGACGGCGUAUUUUGCUUUAUUCAAUACCCGUCAUGAUUCUCGCGUUGGGCCUUUGUGCCAUUGCGUUCUCUUCAUUAGACAUUCCAUUUGACGCUCACCCCAGGCCUCAUGGCGAUGACGCCGACAGCCAGACUUCGUUUUACCCCCUACUAAUUCUAUUCUGUUUAACUGUCUACACUGCAUCCUACGCUUUCGGACUUGGCAACGUGCCGUGGCAGCAAGCAGAGUUAUUUCCUCUGAACGUCCGUUCUUUGGGAUCAGGUCUCGCGACGGCAACGAACUGGGGAUCAAAUUUCAUUGUGGGGCUCACCUUCUUACCGAUGAUGGAGUGGUUAUCUCCCACUUGGACUUUCUUCGUCUAUGCCGUUGUAUGCGCAUUUGGAUGGGUGGCUGUAAGGGCAAUCUAUCCGGAGAUGAGCGGACUUGGUUUGGAGGAAGUCAAAGGCUUGUUGGCAGAUGGAUGGGGUGUGGAAGAGAGUCUCCGGCGACGACAUGGCUUCCACGGGCGUCAAUAG